ACCGCAUUUAAAAUAUGUGCUCCAGAUUGCACACUGACGUGAAACAUGUUUCUAUACAGUUAUAUGUUAUACGCAUUCUUCUUCCUAAAUGGAAUAGCUGUUGGAAGGAAAGAUAAGACAGUUGAACAAGCCUUGGAUUAUGUGUUCCAAUUACAGGCGAGUAAUUGCGGAGAUUUGGUGAUUGGUGACGUUCUGCCCCUUCAGUUUGAUGUCACCGCCUGGGAUCAAUACGCGGAUCCUGCAAUUAGGACUGCCAAUUUACUUUCUAAAGUGAUUGGACUGAAUAAUGGAACGCUGGACUCUCUCACAGACGAAAUGCUCUUUCUUUUGGUACGAAAUAACGUGCACGGAGAUUCUCUCAUAUUUGGGGCAUGCAUCGCACUUGAGAGAGGGGUUUACAGCAAAUACGAUUUGUUUGCACCAUAUGCCUACAAGAGCAACAACACUAUACGAUCUCACGACCUCUCCGUCAAUUACUUUUACCUUCACCCUGACAGAGAAUGGUACAAUAGUGUCAAGGUAAAAGACAAGUCAAAUAUCACCAUGGCUACAGAGGAAGUGGUUUAUAGAAAAGGUUACCAAUGGCUACCGGAAGUGGAGGAACUAUACCCGAUGGCUUCUCUGGCUGACGGUCACUGGACAAAUCCUUACUAUGACUGUGGUGGUGGGGAAAUAUGGAUGGUUACUUACUCAGCACCUAUUCUAAAAGUAAAAGAUGGGAAAGCUGUUUUUCAAGGUGUGGCUACAAUAGACAUAGAACUAACGUAUAUUGAUAUAAAUCAAUGUGACAGUGAUGAAUCGAUUACAACAUCGGGACUGGAUGUUUUCCGUGGAACACACAAAUGUCAGCCUACAACUACGUGUGUUCCUGAGAAAGGAAUGGGGUUCGUACCAGGCGCUUAUCGAUGUGUGUGCGAAGAUGGGUAUUUCUUUCCAUGGCCAAAUUCUGAUGUCAAUGCUUUUACAGGACAGGAGAUAGAAAAUUUCUCACGUUAUUCUAACAACACUUUCGAGAAAGGGAAGUUCCAAUGUAAUGCGUGCGAAGCCGGAUGUGACACAUGUGUCGACGCCUCACCAUGUUUACAUCAGCGACACGAAACACUUAUCAUUACACUGAUGAUUUUAAAUGUCCUGACUGUUUUAGGAAUCAUUGUCAUUUCUAUCGGAACAUAUUGUUAUAGAAAUGUAACGGUAAUGAAAGCAGCAAGUCCAAUAUUCCUUGAACUGGUUUGUCUUGGUGGAGUGUUUAUUUAUGGUCAGUUUUUCAUGAAUUAUCCAGAGGCUUCGGUGAUAACAUGUAGUAUUCGUGUCUGGUUACGCCAUGUUGGAUUCAUUUUCAUAUAUGGUUCUCUUGUAUUAAAAUCAUGGAGAAUUUCUAUGAUUUUAACAAUCCGAACACAGAAGCGAUUUUGGUUACCAGAUAAAGCUCUUCUGCAAAGAUUUUGUAUACUUCUGCUUUUGGUGGUUGCAAUUCUUAGCGCAUGGAACAUCAACAAACCACCAAACAUUGAAACUCUGAAAACUACAGAUGGUCUUAAGUUCCAUGUUUGCAAUUUUAGUCCAUGGCAGUAUGCUUUGAUAGGAGCUGAGAUACUGUUCCUUUUAUACGGUGUGUACCUGUGUUUCACCGUUCGUAAUGCUCCAGCAUUUUUCAACGAGAGCAGGCACAUUACCUGGGCUAUAUACAAUGCUAUAAUCUUAGGAAGUGUGAUGUCGUUAACCUCUCGCCUGUUUGUCUCCGUUAUUGGUCCAGAUUACAUGUUGGUUUUCGAGUUUGCUCAGAUACAAGUGUAUGCCACAUUAACGAUGAUCAUCAUAUUUGGACCAAAGGCAUGGGCAAUAAAAUCAAAGAUGGAGAUUGUAGCAAACAAUUCUGCUUUUGGCAUCAACACCAUCACUGGUGGAUUAGUGCCUAAAGAACAUACAGGAACACAGACAGAUUAGAUAGAUGUUUAGCUCGACUUCUUUGAAGAAAAACUUUGAGCUUUUGCUACAGUCAGGCCGCCAUUGUCGAUGCCGUUCAGAAACUUUAAUCUUGGCCAUUAGUUUUUUUUCUUCUUAAUUUAUAAAUGACUGACUUUCAAGGUCGAUUGUUUGAAUUUCUUUAUUUUUGCUAUAGUUGGAAAUAACUUUGUAAUGUACGAAUGGAUUGUCUUAAUACUCGAACACAAAACAAUUCUUUGGAUAAUAGGAUACCUUCAAGUAGAUCAAAUUGAUUUUGACCUUCACUCAUCAAUGACCUUUCCCUUAAAUGUCAAAUUAAUCUUUUUGCUAUAAUUGGCUUUAACUUUGAUAUUUAUGAAUUCUUAAGAAUAACUGUCUUAAGGACAAUGUUUAAAAAAAAUCUAAUUCAAUUUGACCUUGACCUAUUAAUAACCUUGAUCUUGAAGUUCAAAUUUUUGUAUUUUUAUAUGAUUAGCUAUAACUUUGUAAUUAUUCAAUGUAUUUUCUUUAAACUUCAGCACAACAAUCCUUGGAACAAGACAUUUAAGAAGAUAUAACUGAACUUGACCUUGACCUUUUUCGACCGUCAUGUUCAAAGUAAUGAAUUUUGCUACAAUUGGUUUUGUAUCUUUGCUAUUUAUUUACAGAUUCGAUUCAUGUUUGGACAAAAGCGCACAUGAUACUAAACCGAUAUGUUGAUUUAUUCUGAUAUGACCUUGACCUUGAAUUUACCUAUACCCUUCAGGUCAAAUUAUAGAAAUUUGCUUAAAUUGUCUUUUUUGUUAUUUACUUACAGAUUUGACUCAUACUUGGACAAAGAAACACAUGCCAACACUGACAUGAUGAAUUAUUAUGAUAUAACCUUGACCUGGAAUUAACAUUUACCGUCAGUGUCAAAAUAUUGAUAUGUGCUUAAAUUGUAAUAAGGUUGUUAAUGACUUAUGGAUUUGAUUCGUUCUUGGACAAAAGAGCACUUAUGACAAAACUGACAUUAUGAUUAAUUCAAAUGUGACUUUGACCUUUGAAUGACCUGGACCGUCACGGUCAAAUAUGAAAUGUGAAUUUCAUAUGUUACAAAAAAUAUUUUUUGUAAAAGUACUCUUUACUAUAAUAUUUUCCUCUGUUGUAUCUGACUUUAGAAAUAAGAAAACGUCCAGCGUGGUCCCAGCAAGGCGGCGGCUCUUGUUUUUCAUUCAUGUUGUUUCCCUUGCUUUCAUUAUUUUAAGGUUGUUCUUCAUAUAUUGUGUAGAGAUUGUAUAAUGUUUUCUGUACAAAUCUAUAAUAAAAUUUCUGUUCUGUUCUGUC
Messenger RNA from Ruditapes philippinarum (Manila clam), 3249 nucleotides. RefSeq names its product probable G-protein coupled receptor CG31760. The transcript has 13 exons. Gene Ontology annotation, molecular function: G protein-coupled receptor activity. Gene Ontology annotation, cellular component: membrane. The record is from RefSeq and is a predicted model, not a curated record. The coding region runs from base 46 to 1944 and encodes 632 amino acids. Lineage: Eukaryota; Metazoa; Mollusca; Bivalvia; Venerida; Veneridae. Gene Ontology annotation, biological process: G protein-coupled receptor signaling pathway.